AUGGAGAGCAUGGGCACAACACACGUUGAUCUAACGCCGUGGGCAGCAAGUGUGCUCCCUCUAAGUACCAUUGCCAACCUGCGUACUCUACUUCUUGAGGGGGAAAAAGUGCGCUUGCCAGAUGUUCUUCGCUGGAGCGAACACGCACGGGUCGUGAAUUUCUACGGUCCAAGCGAGUGUACUCCGAACUCGACAGUGGCGACGUACACGGGCACAAAUACUGCAUGCUUCGGCUAUCUUACCUCCGGCCGAGAUGCACCAAUUCGUGGCCUCAACGAUUCAGUGGGUGCUUAUACCAACGUUCUCAUCUGCCAGCUAGACUCUUUGUGGGCCAAAGAGCCGCACGAACUUGUCCAGGAAGUGUUGCGGCAGAUGCUAGAGGACACGGACUUCCAGCAUUGCCCACUCGCAAACAUCCAACAAGCACUAGACCUAGCUCCUGGGCAGCAGCUCUAUAACAGCUUGUUGAGUAUCCAGAGACUCGAAAGCCCACAAAGCAGCUCUGGCAAAACGCCCUGCCUAACUUUCACAGCGAUUGAUGGACAGGAUCCUACGGAGUUGUCCUUGAUGUCAGACCAUCCCUUCGCGACUCUGCAACAAGCCGAUCGCAUACUCUCGGUGUUCCAGUCGAUGCUCGGAAAGAUUGUUGACAACAAAUCCGCCCGUCAAAAGCCAUCAGCUCAAGCUCGUGAGAUCUGUCGGACUGUGACAGCUGGGUCUAGCUCAGAGGAUCUCAUCGACAUCUGGACCUGGAAUGCAACGGCCCCUGCACCUGUGAGAACUUGCGUACACGACUUGAUCGCCAACACUGUCAGCGAGCGCCCCAGCGCUAUAGCAAUAUCUGCAUGGGAUGGAGAGCAAGUCACACUGUAG
Molecule: messenger RNA, 873 nt
Organism: Fulvia fulva
Lineage: Eukaryota; Fungi; Ascomycota; Dothideomycetes; Mycosphaerellales; Mycosphaerellaceae
Product: Nonribosomal peptide synthetase 8
Exons: 2
Coding region: 1-873 (290 amino acids)
Biological process (GO): secondary metabolite biosynthetic process; amino acid activation for nonribosomal peptide biosynthetic process
Cellular component (GO): cytoplasm
Molecular function (GO): phosphopantetheine binding
Source: RefSeq, a predicted model, not a curated record